AUGAGACAGUGGCUUGAUCUUGAGCCUCUGGCCGAUCCAGCGUUUGGAACACCUCGCCGUGUAGACAUUCUGCUUGGAGUCGACGUUUACCACCGCCUCAUCGAACUAGGUUACAUUCAGCAUGACGAGCUCGUCGGACAUCGCACGGCUCUUGGCUGGACUCUCGUCGGCCGUGCCCCUGGCCUGGGCUCGAAUGCCCUCAUCGCAGGCACAACUCUGCACACGAACACCCAGUCGCCCUGGGAUCAAGAGCUGGCUGCGCAGCUCCAACGAUUCUGGGAGAUCGAGGAGGUGCCACAUGUCAGCCGCCGAGCGCCUGAGGAUGUGGAAUGCGAGCGAAUCUUCGCCGAUUAUUAUUGCGCUGACGACGGGCGUUACAUUGUGCGACUUUCGCUGAAGCAUGACGCUGUGCGCCUCCUUGGUGACAGUCUGCAGGGCGCCACCGCUGGCUUACGCUCGUUGCAUCGUCGGCUGCAGCGGACUCCUGAGACGGCUUCUGAGUACGCCCGGUUCAUGGCAGAGUACAUUGCCCUCAGUCAUAUGAAGCCCCUUACUGAUGACCAACUCGCUGCAUCGCACCGUCCAGUGCACUAUAUCUAA
This is a messenger RNA of Copidosoma floridanum, 600 nucleotides long. RefSeq lists its product as uncharacterized. NCBI's taxonomy places the organism in Eukaryota, Metazoa, Arthropoda, Insecta, Hymenoptera, Encyrtidae. Gene Ontology annotation, molecular function: zinc ion binding; nucleic acid binding. The record is from RefSeq and is a predicted model, not a curated record.